AUGAGCCUCGACGAACAAGAGUCAAUGCAGUGGACUGCUCCAGCAAAUUUUCUACUCGGCUCCAUGAUCCAAAAUGCUGCUGGUUACCAUGCGCCUAAUCCGUUCCCACCUAGCACUGGAGACCUUUACCACUACGCCGAGAACGGCAUGUCAUACAACGACAACUUCAAUAUCACAUACCCACCACAAUAUUCUAGCUCAAGCUGUCCACGAUCGUACACCGGCAUCGACCUCACCGGCCUUCCUAACGACAUCGAUAUGACGGACUCAUACCCACCAACUGCAUACCACAUCGAGCCACCAAAACAUCAUGAUGCCAUGGACCUGUCAGAUCAUGAAAUCAGCGAUCAGCUCAUGCAGCUGAGCAACGACUAUGAUCAUCACCAAUAUGGCUCUCACGUAAAGGCCGAAGAUCUUAAUGACUACCAGAGCCCAUACUCUGACCUGACUCGAGUUUCUACCCCCCAUGAUGAUUCCUCUCUACACCCGCAUGACCUUAUUGCAGGUGAAGGUGGCAUUAUCGAUAAAGAGCAACCGUAUGCCCAACUGAUCUACCAGGCGCUGCUCAAUGCGCCGAAUAAGACGAUGAUACUGCGUGAUAUCUACGAAUGGUUCAAGAACAACACCGACAAAGCCAGUGCCUCGGAAACAAAAGGAUGGCAGAACAGUAUCAGGCACAAUCUAUCAAUGAACGGGGCCUUUGAGAAAGUUGACCAACCAGGCGAAGAAUCCCGCAAAGGUUUCAUGUGGCGUCUUACCGAUGAGGCGAUUCGCGAAGGUGUCAAGUCAACGACACGCUACCGCAGUAAGCAGCCCAACAAACGUGGUCACCGUACCCAACAACCGCAGCCGCAGCGCCAGGCCUCGGGGGCUAAAGGUGGUCAAGCUGCUCGUCGUUCAGCAAGGAUGAAGCGCUCGGGCCGCAUGCAGGAUACAUAUCGCAACGAUCAAUACAUCUCACGUUCCGUGCCCGCAGCAUUCGAUCCGUCCUACCACGGUCCAGACUCCUCGAUAUCCUACCCACCUUCUCCGUACUACGGAAGCGAAGUGGACUUUGGCUACGCCUCCAGAAAUGACGACUUUGGUAGCGUCCCUGUACUCGGACAUGCUCAUCUUAAUCUCUUUUCGCCAGCAAGGUCGUACACAGGGAGUCCUAUAUCGCAAGGCAUGCCAAUCACGGACACAGCUUAUGUACUUGAUCAGAGUCCGACUGAGAGCCUGUUUACAAACAGCCCUAGUCCUAGCACUGACGAGCCGCAAACACCUGUGGACCAAGGCUGGCAGGAAGAUGUAGGAAUGGGUCCGCCGUGUGUGUUUGAUGAUCAGCAUGGUUACCGACCAUAUGCCGGUUGA
Molecule: messenger RNA, 1353 nt
Organism: Alternaria alternata
Lineage: Eukaryota; Fungi; Ascomycota; Dothideomycetes; Pleosporales; Pleosporaceae
Product: forkhead domain-containing protein
Exons: 2
Coding region: 1-1353 (450 amino acids)
Biological process (GO): regulation of transcription by RNA polymerase II
Molecular function (GO): DNA-binding transcription factor activity, RNA polymerase II-specific; RNA polymerase II cis-regulatory region sequence-specific DNA binding
Source: RefSeq, a predicted model, not a curated record